ACCUUCCCUCUGCAAUGACCAAACCCUAGCCUUCUUCCUGUUUCCCUUAGUUGCUCAUGAACUGAACUCCAAUGCGAGGUUUGAGUCGAUCUGUUGCACCAAGCUUCGAGCUUUCAAUCUCUUGGUUCAACAAUGGACGUGUUGAAGGACAAUCUGGAAGAGGUAGAGAUUGGGAGCUCAGUGGAUUCGAUUCAAAAUUUAUUGGAGUCGCAAAGAGAGCUUUUCCACAGCCAGACCGAUCAGCUCCGGAAUGUGGUCGUCAAACAAUGUCAGCUUACCGGCGUCAACCCUCUUGCUCAGGAAAUGGCGGCUGGAGCUCUGUCAAUCAAAAUAGGCAAACGGCCUAGAGAUUUACUAAAUCCUAAGGCUAUAAAGUACAGGCAAGCAGUUUUUGCUAUUAAGGAUGCAAUUAGUAAGAAGGAAAGCCGUGAAAUCAGUGCUCUAUUUGGUGUUACAGUUACAUAGGUUUUUGUUUAUUCAUCAAUUGGUUCUUACUUUUAUAUAUCUAAAAAUAUACCUGCAAUCCAUUGUUGCUAAAAUGUUAUCUCUAACUUCAUUCCAUUGAGCCCAUGAGCCAUAUUUUGCUUAAAAUAAUCAUUUAGUCAUGCUAGCUGUUGUCUUUUCAGGUCUGUUUGCCUGUCUCUACUUCUCUUUUGAUUUAACAUCCCUUUUUCUAAUUAAACCAUCUUGAGGUUAAUGCAUUUUCAUUAUUCAUUCAUUUUAAUUUGCAGGUGCGUGAUUUUUUUGCUAAUCAACGCACCAGAGUGAGAAAGCAAGCUCAGUUGUCAAGGGAGAAGGCCAUUAGAUAUGGACUCACAGGAGACCCAUUGGAGAAAUCCAAAAUCUCUAAUACUAUGGUAACUCUUGAUCAAAACCUAAAAUCGGAGAAAUUCAGAACCUCUAAUAGGGUGGAAACUCUUGAUCAAAUCCAGAGAAUGGACUCAUGGGAAGCCUCAUGGGAGAAAUACAUGAAGGUUCAAAUCCCAUGGCAGACACCACCAGGUACCAUUGCUUUAAGCGUUUCUUUGUUGGUUCCUUUAGCUGUUUGCCGUUAACAUUAGUGUUGAAAGAGUAAUUUUACCACAGAACGGUGGAGAGUAUUUAGAUCAUCAAAAUUUAAGCAGAAGUAUGUUGUGAGUCAUGCCUGCAACUGCCUUGGGGAGAUUUAAAUUAUGUCUUUUCAACCCCAGAUGAUAAC
Molecule: messenger RNA, 1198 nt
Organism: Rubroshorea leprosula
Lineage: Eukaryota; Viridiplantae; Streptophyta; Magnoliopsida; Malvales; Dipterocarpaceae
Source: the annotation of a GenBank genome assembly